Messenger RNA from Contarinia nasturtii (swede midge), 1399 nucleotides. RefSeq names its product zinc carboxypeptidase-like. NCBI's taxonomy places the organism in Eukaryota, Metazoa, Arthropoda, Insecta, Diptera, Cecidomyiidae. Gene Ontology annotation, molecular function: metallocarboxypeptidase activity; zinc ion binding. The coding region runs from base 80 to 1321 and encodes 413 amino acids. Gene Ontology annotation, biological process: proteolysis. The record is from RefSeq and is a predicted model, not a curated record. The transcript has 8 exons.
GUGAGCCUAUCACUACAAUACUUUGAACUAUUAUUGCAACUUUCUCUUCAACUAGAACGUUAAAUUUGGUGUUGAAGCCAUGAAUUUUUUAACAUUGGCUAUUUUGUCACUUUGUUUUCUGUUAACAUCUGGUGAAAAGGCUCGAUUCGAAAACUAUCGAGUUUAUUCGAUCAAAAUACAGAAUGAACAGCAAUUGGAAGUGUUACAAUAUUUAGAAAACUCACAAAAUGGUCUCUUUUACAUAGAGUCACCAAUUUCGGUUUUCAAAAGUGCUGAAAUUAUUGUUGCACCACAUCGAUUUGCAGACAUUACGGAAUUUUUCGAAAGAUAUCAACUUGAGAAUGAAAUUAGAGUUGACAAUUUGCAAAAAUUGAUCGAUAACGAGCAACCAAAAUUCACACCUCGCGCAACAUUUGGAUGGGAAAAAUAUUACGAUCUGGAGAACAUAUAUAGUUGGCUUGAUCAACUUUUGGAACAAUAUCCAAAUGAACUUACGAACUACAAUUUUGGCACAUCAUACGAGAAUCGAACAAUUCGAGCCGUUAAAUUGUCAAGGAAAAAGGGCAAUCCAACUAUUUUUAUUGAAUCCACAAUCCACGCAAGAGAAUGGAUUACAGCAGCGACCGCAACGUAUAUUUUGAACGAAUUCUUAUCGUCCAGUGAUCCGCAAAUAAAAGAAUUAGUUGAAAAUUAUGAUUGGGUAUUUGUGCCAGUUUUGAACGUCGAUGGAUACGCAUAUACUCAUUCAACCAAUCGAAUGUGGAGAAAAACACGUCAACCAUACAGUUCUUCAAGUUGUAUUGGAAGUGAUCCAAAUCGUAAUUUCGAUUUUCAUCAUGGAGACGUUGGUUCAUCUACUAAUCCCUGUUCGGAAACUUAUGCAGGUCCGAAGCCUUUUUCAGAGCCCGAAACUUUUGCGAUAUCUGAGUUUAUAAAAACUGUUGACAAUCUUAAAUUGUACAUGUCAUUCCAUUCCUACAGUCAACUGCUUCUUUUCCCAUUCGGGCACACAUACGAUCAUGCGCCAAAUCACAAAGAUAUGUUUCAAAUCGGUACAAAAACCAUUGAAGCGAUUUCGAAACGAUACGGAACCGAUUAUGUGACGGGAAAUAUUGCAGAAGCAAUAUAUCUGGCAUCGGGAAGUAGCAUCGAUUGGGCUUAUGGAGUAGCGAAUGUGCCAAUUUCGUUUACAUUUGAAUUUAGAGAUAAAGGUCAACAUGGUUUCAUUUUGCCUGCCGAUCAAAUCAUACCGAAUUCCUUGGAAGUACUUGACGGCCUAAAGGCGUUGGUAAAAGAAGCAAAAUUGCUCAAAUAUUUGUGAAGUACAUUGAUCGUUGAUUAACUUUUAAUGAUGAAACAAGUUUCAAAAAGUCUGAUAAUGUUCCAUUCAUGUGGUUGA